AUGACUGUUUCUUAUACCUUGAAAGUGGCCAAUGCUCGCUUUGGAGGCUUCUCCAAGCUGCUCUUCCGUUGGAAAGGAAGCAUCUACAAGCUGCUUUACAAGGAGUUCCUUGUCUUCGCCUUGCUGUAUGCAGCCCUCAGUGUCACCUACCGGUACCUUUUAAAUGAGAACCAGAAACGUUAUUUUGAGAUGGUGUCAAAGUACUGCGACAAGUCUACUAACCUAAUUCCUCUGUCUUUUGUCCUAGGUUUCUAUGUCACAUUAAUUGUGAACCGUUGGUGGGCCCAGUAUACCAGCAUCCCGCUGCCAGAUCAGCUGAUGUGUGUCAUUUCCAGCAAUGUGCAUGGAAGAGAUGAGAAGGGACGGAUCUUGCGACGUACUCUCAUCCGUUAUGCCAACCUCUCAUCUGUGCUCAUCCUGCGUUCAGUCAGCACCAGGGUACUUAAGAGGUUUCCGACUAUGGACCAUGUGGUGGAAGCUGGUUUCAUGACACAAGAUGAACGCAAGAAGUAUGAGAGCCUCCAUUCAGACUUCAACAAAUACUGGAUCCCCUGUGUUUGGUUCACCAAUCUUGCAGCCCAGGCGCGCCGAGAUGGGAGGAUCCGGGAUGAUGUGGCCCUACGAUUGCUCAUGGAUGAGCUAAACCUGUACCGCUCCAAAUGCAGCAUGCUUUUCCAUUAUGAUUGGAUCAGCAUCCCCCUUGUGUACACACAGGUGGUUACCAUAGCUGUCUAUUCCUUCUUUGCUUUCUGUGUUGUUGGGCGGCAGUUUUUACCAGAUGAAUCAAACCUAGACCUGUAUGUUCCUCUUCCCACACUCCUCCAGUUUUUCUUCUAUGCUGGCUGGCUGAAGGUGGCAGAACAAAUAAUUAAUCCAUUUGGGGAAGAUGAUGACGAUUUUGAAACUAACAGACUGAUAGACAGAAACCUUCAGGUGUCUCUGCUUUCGGUGGAUGACAUGUACCAAAACCAACCUCCCAUUGGAAAGGACAAAUACUGGAAUGAGACUGCAGCACAACCUCCAUAUACAAUAGCCACAGUUGCAGAGACCUUGAAGCCUUCCUUCAUGGGCUCUACAUUUGACAUGCGGAUGAGUGAUGACCCAGAGCAGAGUCAGCAAGUGGAAGCAUCUCCGAGCAUGAGUCGCAUUCAAACUCCACUGCUCAACCGCUUCCUCACUGCAGCUGCCUCCCCAGCAGUCAGCCUCAAAAACUUUGGCAAGAGUGGUCGAAUUCAGCACGCUCAACUCCUGCGUUUGAGGAAUGAGAACAGCUUGCCUCCUACCAGCCCCAGCUUUUACCGAAGGGAAGACCCAGAGAUGGUUGGCCGCAUAGAUGAGGAAGAGAUGGAGGAUGAAGAAAUUGGGCUUAGUGAAUCCCCUGUACCCAACUCCUACAACCCAGAGAGCACAAAGAUGCAGGCAAAUGAACUGCCUGUUAUUACAGUGAUGGAGGUCCUAGAUACUGUCACUGACAAGCCUUCUGGCUGAAACCAGCAGUAGCAAGGCCUUUUGCUUAACUAUCUA
Anolis sagrei ordinatus is the source of this 1524-nucleotide messenger RNA. RefSeq names its product bestrophin 4 (gene BEST4). Gene Ontology annotation, molecular function: chloride channel activity. The record is from RefSeq and is a predicted model, not a curated record. NCBI's taxonomy places the organism in Eukaryota, Metazoa, Chordata, Lepidosauria, Squamata, Anolidae.